This is a messenger RNA of Capsaspora owczarzaki ATCC 30864, 2474 nucleotides long. RefSeq names its product Cullin 1. Gene Ontology annotation, cellular component: SCF ubiquitin ligase complex. The coding region runs from base 55 to 2358 and encodes 767 amino acids. The record is from RefSeq and is a predicted model, not a curated record. The transcript has 10 exons. Gene Ontology annotation, biological process: SCF-dependent proteasomal ubiquitin-dependent protein catabolic process; protein ubiquitination. Lineage: Eukaryota; Filasterea; Ministeriida; Capsasporidae. Gene Ontology annotation, molecular function: ubiquitin protein ligase binding.
UCUUCACUUCUCUUUUUUUUUUUUUUUUUUUAUUUCUUUCUUUGCCAGAGAACCAUGACACACCUGGCAAACACGACGCGCGCGCAGUCGAUCGACGAAGUCUGGGCGGAUGUGCAAUCCGGCAUGGACUGCUUCUACUAUAGCGACCAGGGCAUUGACUACAAUCGCCACAUGAAGCAUUACUCCAACAUUUACAACUACUGCACCGCCCCUCGGACCUUGCCGACUGAUAUCAGUCGAAACGCCCGUCGGCCCGACUCGAACAAUUUCAAGGGGGCGCAUGUCACCGGUCAAGACUUGUACUGCCGGGUGAUUGAGUACCUCCGCCAGUACCUGCGAACUCGUUCCGAGGCUUGCAAAGAGCUUUCAGAUGAAACGCUCCUGCGCUACCUCAACAAGCAGUGGGACCGCUACAAGAUUGCCAGCAAAGUGCUGAAUCAUCUGUUCGCCUACUUGAAUCGCUAUUGGAUUCGCCGCGAAAUUGAAGAAAACGUCAAGAAUGUCCACGAGAUUUACAAGCUCGCACUCGUCACUUGGCGCGACGACCUGCUCCUGCCGUUCAACAAGCAAAUCACGGCGGCUUGCUUCCGACUCAUUGAACGUGAGCGCAACGGUGAAAAGAUCGAGACCAGUCUCAUCCAUGACAUUGUCGACUGCUAUGUCAGUCUUGGCCUGGGCGAGGAAGACUACAAGAAGCAACGGCUCGGUGUUUACCAGCAGUACUUUGAGAGUGGUUUUAUCGAGCAGACCACCCUGUUCUACACUGCCGAAAGCUCCAAGUUUUUGGCCUCGAAUCCUGUGACCGAGUAUCUGAAAAAGAUUGAGGCCCGGCUCGCAGAGGAAGAAAGCCGCGUCCAGCUUUACCUCAGCAUCAACUCGCGGGAGCCGCUGCUCGAGUGUUGCGAUAAAAUUCUGGUGAGCAACCACCUGGAGACCUUGCAGGCCGAGUUCCCCAACCUGUUGUCACACAACCAGGUCGACGACUUGGCUCGCAUGUACACUGUGCUUUCCCGCGUUGCCAACGGACUGGACUCGCUCCGAGUGAUUCUCGAAGAGCACGUUUCGGCGCAAGGCUUGUCCGCGAUUGAAAGCUGCAGCGAAACUGCGCUGAACGACCCCACCCAGUACGUGACCACGCUGCUCGCGGUGCACAAGCGGUAUGCAGCUCUCGUCGCUGGCCCCUUCCGCGGCGAUGCGAGCUUUGUUGCUGCCUUGGACAAGGCGUGUCGCAAGUUUGUCAACACGAAUGCAGUCACCGCCAAGGCCAAGUCCUCGACAAAGUCCCCUGAGCUCUUGGCGCGUUACUGCGACGCGCUCCUCAAGAAGGGUAGCAAAAACCCUGACGAGAACGAACUCGAGGAGCUCCAGCAGGACAUUAUGGUUGUCUUCAAGUACAUUGACGACAAGGACGUCUUUCAAAAGUUUUACACAAAGAUGCUGGCCAAGCGUCUCGUGCUCGGCGUGUCCUCGUCCGACGACGCGGAAGAGUCCUUCAUUUCCAAGCUCAAGCAGACGUGUGGCUACGAGUACACGGCCAAGCUGCACCGCAUGUUCAACGACAUUGGUCUCAGCAAGGACCUGAGCUCCAAGUUCCAGGAGCAUCUUGUGGCAAGCAGCACCAAGCUGAACCUUGACUUUAGCAUCAUGGUUUUGGGCUCGGGAGCGUGGCCGCUGCAGGGCAACACUGCCCCCUUCUCGGUCCCCGACGACCUCGUGCGUGCACUCGAACGCUUCACGACCUUCUACCAGAACCAGCACUCUGGUCGCAAGCUCAUGUGGCUGUACCCGCAGUCGAAGGGCGAGCUGCGCACUUCGUACGGCAAAGGUGCGACCAAGUACACCCUCCAGGCGUCUGCCUACCAGAUGGCCAUUCUGCUGCUCUUCAACACCAACGAUUCGCUCACAGUGGAGGCCAUCCAUCAGGCCACGCUGCUCCCACUUCCGCUUCUUGGCAGUAUUCUCGCCGUUCUCGUCAAGGCCAAGCUGCUGAACGCCGAGAUUGAGGAUGAGAACUUUGCGCCUACCACCGAGGUUUCGCUCAACUUUGAUUUCAAGAGCAAACGUCUCCGUGUCAACGUCAACCUGCCUCUCAAGUCUGAGCAAAAGGCCGAGCAAGAGGACACCCAGAAAACGGUCGAAGAAGAUCGCAAGCUUUUGAUUCAGGCCUCUAUUGUCCGCAUCAUGAAGACCCGCAAGGUUUUGAAGCAUGCUCUGUUGAUGAACGAGGUCAUUGCGCAACUGAACAAUCGAUUCAAGCCAAAGAUCCCGACCAUCAAGAAGUGCAUCGACAUUCUUUUGGAGAAGGAGUAUCUCGAGCGACUGCCCGAUCAGAACGACACCUACUCGUACCUCGCUUGAGCAGUCUUUGCUUUCAUCAUUCCAUGCUCCUGUGUUUUCCUGCACCUCAUGUGUUGAUUGUCCUAUUUCGUUGUACCUGUACUACAAGAUUCCUUUCGCAACAGCAUCAUUUUGAA